AUGGCUGCACGGCUGUUGCAGAGGAGUCCCGUUGCCGUGGCUCAGCUCUUCUCCAGAGGGUUGACGAGUACAUCAACAAACUCGGGCUCUCUGGAGAAGCCUCGGACAGUGAAGGAUCUGCCGCACGUCAGCGUCUUGGAGUUGCUCUACCGAAUGGUGGUUCAGGGUUUCUACAGCCGGGCGCAUGAAUUACAGCUGUAUGAAAAGCAGCUCUAUGGGCCCAUAUACAGAGACGGAUUAAAGACCGUGUCCCUGAACACCCCGAAGCUGCUGGAGGAACUCUUGAGAAACGACGAAAGGUUCCCUUGCAGAGGAGACAUGUCUUUUUGGAAGGAUUAUCGUGACAUAAAAGGAUUCGGCUACGGACCUUUCACAGUGGAGGGGGAGAGCUGGUACAAGCUGAGGGUGGCGUUGAACAAGCGCAUGAUGUAUCCCAAAGAUUCUGCCCUCUAUGGCAGAAUUCUCAACGUGGUGGUCGCCGACUUCAUCGCCAGGCUCCGCUAUGUGCGCCGGUGCAGCCCAACCGGAGAUUUGGUGAUGAAUUUGGCCAACGAGUUUUAUCGUUUUUCACUCGAGGGUAUCGCCACGAUAUUGUUUGAGACUAGACUGGGCGCUCUGGAAAAGGACGUUCCGGCAGGUACGCAGCAGUUUAUCGACGCCAUAGCCAAGAUGUUUACCAACAGCCUGGCCGUGGUGGCGAUGCCCAAGUGGAGCCGGAAUCUGCUGCCCUACUGGGGACGCUACAUCGAUGGAUGGGAGGGCAUCUUCAGCUUUGCCAAGAUGUUGAUUGACAAGAAACUGGAGGACAUUCAGCAGCGCAUUGACCGCAACCAGGAUGUGGAGGGAGAGUACCUGACGUACUUGCUGUCAAACACUGAGAUGGAAACGAAAGACAUAUAUGGUAGCAUCGCCGAGCUUCUCUUAGCUGGAGUGGACACGACCUCCAACACUCUGACGUGGACUUUGCACCUGCUGUCCCAGUACCCACAAGUACAGGAGAAGCUUCAUGAAGAAGUGUCUGAGUUGAAAACAGCAGAUGGGACCCCAUCUGCGGAGGAGGUGACCAGCAUGCCGUAUCUAAGAGCUGUCAUCAAGGAAGCGCUGAGGAUGUAUCCAGUAGUUCCUUUUAAUGCAAGGGUCAUGGCUGAAAAGAGUGUUGUUAUUGGUGGAUAUCAGUUUUCCAAAAAUACGGUUUUCACGUUUUGCCACUACGCCAUCAGUCACGACGAGGAAACCUUCCCAGAGUCGUUCUCCUUCAAGCCAGAGCGAUGGCUCCGGGACGGCCGAGAAAGGCCCAAUGCUUUCGGCUCCAUCCCAUUCGGCUUUGGCGUGAGAAGCUGCGUCGGGCGCAGAAUUGCUGAGCUGGAGAUGUAUCUAGUUGUAUUUCAAAUAAUGAGGAUGUUUGAGAUCAAACCAGACCCCAGCGUCGGCGAGGUGAAAUGUCUCAACCGCACCAUUCUCGUUCCAGACCGACCGAUCAGUCUACAUUUUGUAGACAGGGGAUACGAAAAGCCGGCCUAG
Phycodurus eques (leafy seadragon) is the source of this 1521-nucleotide messenger RNA. RefSeq names its product sterol 26-hydroxylase, mitochondrial-like. Gene Ontology annotation, molecular function: oxidoreductase activity, acting on paired donors, with incorporation or reduction of molecular oxygen; heme binding; iron ion binding. Gene Ontology annotation, cellular component: mitochondrial inner membrane. The record is from RefSeq and is a predicted model, not a curated record. Gene Ontology annotation, biological process: cellular response to peptide hormone stimulus; cortisol metabolic process; C21-steroid hormone biosynthetic process. Lineage: Eukaryota; Metazoa; Chordata; Actinopteri; Syngnathiformes; Syngnathidae. The transcript has 9 exons. Bases 1 to 1521 code for a protein of 506 amino acids.